UACGCUAGGGUCCAAAUUUCCUUACUCCAGGACCAAACCAAGUUAUCACAAUCGGGCAAAAGCUAUUUGAAUCACCUCCAAACAUUUAGGAUUUAGCCUGCGUUGAUUUUAUUUUCUGAAUUAUCAGACCACAAGUCAGAACAGAACUUGAAGAAGAACAAUGUUCUCUACAACUUCAAAUCACCUCCUCUCAAUACCAAAUUCUCCCGGAUUUAAUGAUCACCUCAGGCUUGAAAAGCCCACUUCAAGUUGGAGGAAGAAGUCCAUCAUUAUCAGAUGUUGUUAUAGAAAGAAAGGUGAAGAUUCGAAGACGGUGGAUUACUAUAAGCUGCUCGGUGUUUCUGUUGAUUCAAACCCACAACAAAUCAAGGAAGCUUACAGGAAAUUGCAGAAGAAACAUCACCCUGACAUUGCAGGCCAAAGGGGUCAUGAAUAUACCAUAAUGCUGAACGAAGCCUAUCAUGUGUUAAUGACAGAAGAUCGCAGGAGAAAUUAUAAUGCUACUAUUGGCAGAUCAGGACUUGGAAGUGACUUUUCUGGCUUAGGCUACAGCUCUUGGAAGGGUCCCUUCAGAUCUCAGGCUCUUUUUGUUGAUGAAAAUGCUUGCAUAGGAUGUAGAGAAUGUGUGCACUAUGCAAGUAACGCAUUCAUGAUGGAUGACACUCUCGGAUGUGCGCGUGUCAAAGUUCAAUUUGGAGAUGAUGACAAACAGAUUGAGGUAUCGAUUGAUUCAUGCCCUGUAAACUGCAUCCAUUGGGUGGAUAGAGAAGAGUUGCCAGUGCUUGAAUACCUUAUCCGUCCUCAGCCAAAAGAAGCAUAUGGUGUCUUUCGGGGUGGGUGGGAAAGACCCUCGAACGUGUUUGUCGCAGCCAAGGCCUUCAACAAGCAACUGAAACAGCAAGAUCAUCAUCACCAUCAGAGAAGAGCACAAGGGCCUGUUGAUGAAGAGACCACAGCCCAGGUGAAUGCUAGAGCUAUGGCAAGUAUUAAGAUAAAAAUGGAGCAACUUUCAAGACUCUGGUCUUGGAUGAGAGAGAUCUUUGGAUAGAGACAUUGCAAAAUUGCAGCUUAUGGAAGCCCCAUACACAAGUGAUUAGAAUUGAAUGGCCACCAGAAAAUGUCAGGUGUUUUUUCAUUUACAAGGGACAAAAGAUAUAGCACACACACAGAAAGAAAGGUCGAUGGAGCCCAUUCAAAUGUUACAUCCCAUAUAUGUACAUAUAAUGUC
Molecule: messenger RNA, 1228 nt
Organism: Telopea speciosissima
Lineage: Eukaryota; Viridiplantae; Streptophyta; Magnoliopsida; Proteales; Proteaceae
Product: chaperone protein dnaJ C76, chloroplastic-like
Exons: 6
Coding region: 161-1048 (295 amino acids)
Source: RefSeq, a predicted model, not a curated record